GAUGCAGGAACCGCCCAUCCAGGCGCAGUCCGCGGACGCAGCUCAGGACGCACCAAACGCGCGCAGCAUCACCCCCGGAGCUGAAGAUGUCCUACAGAUCUGCCCCCCAUUCUUCCUACAAGAAGAUGUUUGGGGGUGAACAAGCUUCGGCCAGAAGCAGCUACUCCAGCCGCCAGUUCUCCAGCCCGGUUCGGUCCAGCCGGGUCUCCUUUGGUCUCUCCUCUGCCCCAGUUUACGCAGUGAAGACGCAGAGGCUCCGGAGCAGCGCCGCCAUGCCCCGGCUGGCCUCCGAGAGCCUGGACUUCUCCCUGCACGACGCCGUCAACAGCGAGUUCCUCACGAACCGGACCAACGAGAAGGCCCAGAUGCAGUCCCUCAACGACCGCUUCGCCAGCUACAUCGAGAAGGUGCGCUUCUUGGAGCAGCAGAACAAGAUCCUGCUGGCGGAGCUGGAGCAGCUGCGGGGCAAAGGCACCUCCCGCAUCGGAGAUCUCUACGAGGACGAGAUGCGGGAGCUGCGGCGCCAGGUGGACCAGCUCACCAACGAGAAGGCGCGCGUGGAGGUGCACCGGGACAACCUGGCGGACGACAUCGAGAGGCUGAGAGAGAAGCUGCGUGAUGAAAUUUCCCAGAGGGAGGAGGCUGAGGCAACCAUGCAAAGCUUUAGACAGGACGUGGACAGUGCUGCCCUGGCUCGACUGGACCUGGAGCGGAAGAUUGAGUCGCUUCAGGAGGAAAUCAACUUCCUGAAGAAGCUGCAUGAUGAGGAAAUGCUGGAGUUUCAGAGUCAGGUGCAGCAGCAGCAACAGCACGUCCAGGUUGACAUGGACGUGGCAAAGCCCGACCUGACUGCAGCUCUGAGGGACGUUCGCCUGCAGUAUGAGAACCUGGCCACCAAGAACAUCCAAGAGUCAGAGGAAUGGUACAAAUCGAAGUUUGCUGACCUCACUGAAGCAGCGGCGAGGAACAACGAAGCUUUGAGGAUGGCCAAGCAGGAGGCCAACGACUACAGGCGCCAAGUUCAGGCUCUCACCUGUGAGGUGGACGCCCUCAAAGGAACUAAUGAGUCUUUGGAGCGUCAGCUGAGGGAGAUGGAGGAGAAUUUCUCCCUGGAGUCUAACGGAUACCAGGACACCAUCGGUCGCCUGGAGGAGGACAUGCAUAACAUAAAGGAUGAGAUGGCCCGUCACCUCCGCGAGUACCAGGACCUCCUAAAUGUCAAGAUGGCUCUAGAUAUUGAGAUCGCCACCUACAGGAAGCUGCUGGAAGGAGAGGAGAGCAGAAUCUCCACUCCUCUGCCAAACUUGUCUUCUCUAAACCUUAGAGAUGCAAUAGUUGACUCCAGAUCCCAACUUGAAACCACAACAACCAAGAAAGUUCUCAUCAAGACCAUCGAGACCAGGGACGGUCAGGUGAUCAAUGAGUCGACCCAGAACCAUGAUGACAUGGAGUGAUGACGCCUUUUCCAAACAGCUGAUGCGAGCAAUAAGAAGAUCCACGUUUCCCCAAUCAAUCCAACGACCACCAGGAGCGUGGAAAGUGCCUUUUACAUGUGAUGAUCCAGUAAGCUUGUUAGUUUCCACACUGUGCUUUGCUUUUUUUCUCUGCUGACAGCACUUUGUCACGUUUGUUUAGAUGGAUUGAUGAACAAACUAUAAAAAUCCUCACUGAGGUCUGCAAAAACAUUUAUUUGUAACCAAAGUGGUAUUUUGAUUGAGCAUGCACUAUGAAGAAGAAGUUCACUAUUUCCUGAAUGCAGCAAUAAACUCUGGAGACUGUAA
Messenger RNA from Oryzias latipes (Japanese medaka), 1781 nucleotides. RefSeq names its product vimentin. Gene Ontology annotation, cellular component: axon; intermediate filament; cytoplasm. Gene Ontology annotation, biological process: intermediate filament organization. The record is from RefSeq and is a predicted model, not a curated record. NCBI's taxonomy places the organism in Eukaryota, Metazoa, Chordata, Actinopteri, Beloniformes, Adrianichthyidae. Gene Ontology annotation, molecular function: structural constituent of cytoskeleton.